Pseudogymnoascus verrucosus is the source of this 739-nucleotide messenger RNA. RefSeq lists its product as uncharacterized. Gene Ontology annotation, cellular component: catalytic step 2 spliceosome; precatalytic spliceosome; Prp19 complex. NCBI's taxonomy places the organism in Eukaryota, Fungi, Ascomycota, Leotiomycetes, Thelebolales, Thelebolaceae. The transcript has 2 exons. The record is from RefSeq and is a predicted model, not a curated record. Gene Ontology annotation, biological process: mRNA processing. Bases 140 to 739 code for a protein of 199 amino acids.
CAUACAUACACGCGCCUCACCACCACAUCUCUCCGCGCGCAUAAACCCCCACGAGCACUCACGACACCCUAAACUCACGGGAUCAACGAAACCUCACAUUACACCUCACCACCACACCACACACACAAAAACCGCCAAAAUGUCUUUAACAACAAACACAACCUUUGAAUCUUUACCUUAUAUAGACACCCCCCCCUCCCCCAGCGCCCUCACCAGCGCCCGCGAAUUAAUCUCCUCCUCCCUCCCGGUCCCGUUACCAGAAUCCCACCCACGCCUCCCGCCCUGUCCCGCGCUCGAAGGUUUCGACCCCUCCUCCAGCGCGCCGAAGAAGAUGUCCGCUAUCGAUAUGUCCCGGUACGAAGCUUUGGAUGCGCCGGGGGCUGGGAGUUCAGUAGAGGAGAUCGAGGAUGCUGUUAGGAAAGCCGGUGUUACGAGUACCUACUUGAGACUCAGAGUGAGGGGGUUGGAGAACCUGGAAAAUGGAGCAAAGGGGAAGGAGGACUGGCUUGCUGGGAACGCGCAGACGGCGGAGGUGUUAGAGGGUGUGGAGAGAGAACUAGCAGAGACGAAAGAGGAGAUUGAGAGGGUUGUCUCAGAGAGGAGGAAUAGACAAGAAGCCGUUGGGGCGGAGAUGGAAGUUCUUGAAAAGACGUGGAGGGGGGGUGUGGGGAGGGUAGUGGAGACGGGUGUUGCUGCUGAGGGGUUGAGGAGGGAACGUCUUGAGGUUCUGGGGGCGUGA